CUUGCUCCUUUCCUUAUUUUUCCAGAUGUUGUCGCCAAACUCGCCAUCAUUUAUCCUGUUACACAUGCAGCGCUGCUUGUUUCGGCAUGCGUAAAAUUACGCGCCUAGCUAGCAGCUUGCAGUUGUCGUUGUCCCGUCAGAUUUCCUACGUUCUUGUUUGCUGCCGCUCUAUCUGUGCUGCCUUCUGCGUGGCAUGCUUCGUGCCGUGUCGGCAGUCCAAUUGCCCCUAAGUGAAUAACAGCCUGCUGAGGAUAAAGCAAAAUGAACUUUCAUCUGUCUUUCUCGGUUUCCAAAAGCGUACCGAAGGGUGCCAUGUCAUGGAACAUGGUUACAUGAAGGAGACAUUUAGGUUCAGUUCUUUGUUUAUUCUUCUGGAAACAAAGGGCCGAGGACUGCCAUUUAGGUUUAGUUUAUCCAUUUCAUAAGGUAAACAUUGGUGUACCAAUGGAUUGGUGUGUCAACGUCCAAUCACUGACUAACCAAUUUUAUUUGAGGCUGCUAUCCACUAGACUGAACACACAUCAUCCCCUUUUUCUGAAAGUUGGCUCUUGUGUUUGUCACCAUAAAAUCGGUGACGCAACCAGUCAAACUGACUCUGUCGGAUCAACCCUAGUUUUUUUAUUGAUCCUAACAUCGCGCCCAGGCAUUUUAAAUCAUCUGAUGAACAUUUCUAUCAGUUACUGUCAUGCAUACAUCAAUGUUAUUCAGACGAGAGGGGGAAAUGGACUAAAACUGACUCUUAUAAUCCAGGAUAAAGUGAGGUCUGAUGAGGUAGCUUGACUGACCCUGACUGCCCUGCCCCGUCAAUUGGAGUAGAAUAAUAAAAGGAGAUAUCACUGUUAUUAGCACAAAAUAGAUGGGGCCCAUGUUAUCAACCCAGGCAAUUUCAUGUGGUGUUCUGUCCCUGUGUUUCUCGUUCUUGUCCAAUGCAGGAAAGAGAGGAGAUCCAGCUUCAUGAAGUGGCUCUGCACUUUCCUGAAGGGCUCGAAGCCCGGCGAGCCGAAUCGGCGGCGGCCCCGGAUUACGGCCGGAGAGGAGGAGGACACGCUCUGGCAACCACCAGUUAGACCAAAGAAUGACCCAACUAGAAAUGACAAUGAAGAAUUGGACCGUGCAAUUGCAGAGUCUCUUGCAGAGGAUGUCAAACCCCCCAAAGAACGAAACCAUAAGGGAGACAGCAACGAUGAAGAUCUUGCAAGAGCCAUACAGGACAGUCUCAACAUGAAUCCUUACACGCCUUACAACCCUUAUGCCCCCUCCCAGGCCCAGCCGAGAGGACACAGGGUAUGUGGACGCUGCAAGCAUGAGAUAGGACAUGGCCAUUACUUGAGCUGCAUGGGAAUUUACUGGCACCCUCUGUGCUUCCGCUGCUGCUCCUGCGGCCACCUUAUCCGUGAGACCGAGUUCACCUUGCUAGGCACAGAUCCAUACCACAAGUUGUGCUACAAGGAGCUGCAUCACCCAAAAUGCGACGUCUGCCUUCAGUUUAUUCCAACGAACAGGAGUGGCUUGAUAGAGUACAGAGCCCAUCCAUUCUGGGGUCAGAAGUAUUGCCCUUUACACGAGCAAGACAGGACGCCGCGUUGCUGUAGCUGUGAGAAAAUGGAGCCAAGGAACACAAAGUAUAUGUCACUAGGAGAUGGCCGCAGCUUGUGCAUGGAAUGCCUAGGUUCUGCAGUCAUGGACACUGGCGAGUGCCAACCCCUGUACCAUUCUAUCAGAGACUACUACGAGGGGAUGAACAUGAAACUGGACCAGCAGAUACCCAUGCUCUUGGUUGAACGGCAAGCGCUUAAUGAAGCCAUGGAAGGAGAGAGCAAAGGUCCACACCAUAUGCCUGAAACAAGAGGCCUAUGUCUGUCAGAGGAGCAGACUGUGAGCAGCAUAUUUAGGAGGCCCAGAAUUGGUGGAAACCGGUUACUGGACAUGAGAACUCAGCCACAAAAGCUGACAAGGAGAUGUGAAGUUACUGCGAUACUUGUCUUGUAUGGCCUCCCCAGGCUACUAACAGGCUCCAUUCUUGCCCAUGAGCUGAUGCACGGGUGGUUGCGCCUCAAAGGUUACCGAAACCUAAAUGCGGAGGUUGAAGAAGGCAUAUGCCAGGUCAUGUCUUACUUGUGGCUCGAAUCAGAGAUUCUUCCAGCUUCCUCAAGGCACGCACCUUCAUCGUCCUACGCCUCCUCUUCCUCUUCUUCUUAUCCACCCACAUCAUCCAAGAAAGGUGGAAUAUCUCAUACCGAGAAGAAGCUCGGCGAGUUCUUCAUGCACCAGAUUGCCAAUGACACAUCAACAGCCUAUGGUGACGGUUUCAGAACUGCCUAUGCUGCUGUCAACAAGUAUGGCCUUCGCCAAACACUGAACCAUAUACGCCUGACCGGAGGCUUCCCUGUAUAAGAGAGAGAGAUAUACACAUUAUGUCCAUUCUGCAUGCAUAGCACAAAGAUCAUAUAUCAAAGGUGAUAUAAACAUUAAGUGGUUCAUGGAAGAGUGAUUCAGAUUUCAGUGACCUUGAGUUUUCAAAGGGGUCAAGUAAGAGCAAAUCAGAAAGGAACUGCAUUUGCUCGAAUUAAUAGGAAUAGGAAUUGGCGAUGCCCGAGUGUAAUAAGAUUGCCCAAAAGUGCUAAUGUAAAACAGUAUAUGUCAUACUAAUUUAAUGAAGUAGAUAAUUAAAUGUGUGCAGAUUUAAUUGAUU
This is a messenger RNA of Panicum hallii, 2692 nucleotides long. Its product is annotated as protein DA1-related 2. NCBI's taxonomy places the organism in Eukaryota, Viridiplantae, Streptophyta, Magnoliopsida, Poales, Poaceae. The coding region runs from base 889 to 2394 and encodes 501 amino acids. Gene Ontology annotation, molecular function: ubiquitin binding. The transcript has 13 exons. The record is from RefSeq and is a predicted model, not a curated record.